AUGAGGUAUGAUGGAACCGAGGACCCGCAGGAGCACCUUACGGCAUUCGAAGCCAGAAUGAGCCUGGAGGGAGUGGGUGAUGAGUUAAGGUGCCGCGCCUUCCCGGUCACCCUAGCAGGACCUACGAUACGGUGGUUCAAUAACCUCCCGCAGGGAUCGGUGACCAGGUUCUCGGACAUCAGCCGUGCCUUCCUAGCCCAAUUCACAACCAGGAUCGCGAAGGCAAAGCACCCCAUCAAUCUACUCGGAGUGACCCAGAGAUCCGGCGAGCCGACCAGGAAAUACCUAGACCGAUUCAACGAUGAGUGCUUGGAGAUCGACGGACUGACGGAUUCGGUUGCAAGCUUGUGCCUGACGAACGGACUUCUAAAUGAGGACUUCAGAAAGCACCUCACCACGAAGCCGGUGUGGACAAUUCAGGAGAUCCAAUGUGUAGCCAGGGAGUACAUCAACGAUGAGAAAGUCAGCCAAGUCGUGGCUGCCAACAAACGGCAGCCCUCUUACAAUCAAGACCGACACCACGGGAGCGGAGAAAGAUAG
Arachis ipaensis is the source of this 540-nucleotide messenger RNA. NCBI's taxonomy places the organism in Eukaryota, Viridiplantae, Streptophyta, Magnoliopsida, Fabales, Fabaceae. The record is from RefSeq and is a predicted model, not a curated record.